AUGGCUUCCACCUCUUCUUCCUCUUCUUUUCUGGUUUCUUCUCAUGACAAAGAUAGACCAAAUAUCGAAUCGAUACGGGUAAUUGUUGCUUCAGUCAACCAACACAUCAAUGAGUUCCUCAGAGACUCCCAAACCAGGAAAUCUGCGAAAUUGAAAUGCACUUCAAAGCUGAAUAUCCAAAAGACGGAAUUCUUUGAAUUCUCAGAGCAAUCUACACUGUCAAAUCUGUACUGGGGAAUAGAGAGUAUUGAGGCGGCUGUUCAGUCGAAAUGCGGGGAGGAAAAAUCAUUGAGGCUGAAGAAUUCAGAGCAAAUGCUUCAAGUCCCAGCGUUGCUCGAUGAAAACGGAGUCACCGCGGGAAUUCCAAACCGGUACCUGGUUUCCUCCUCCUAUUUUUACCUGUGUCUGGUCAGGAAACUCCAAGGAGAUGAGUGGCAGGUCGCCUUACAUCUUCUCCAAGCUGUUUUGGUCUCCCCGAGAGUUGUUUGGACACAGUUUGUGCCAAAGCUAUGCGAGAGUCUUUUUGUUUCGUGCAUGGCUUCUGAAAGGCGGGAAAUGGCAGGAAGGAGUUUGAAAUCUGAAGUGUUGGUGGAUUUUGAUGAGGGUGAGAUGGGUGAGAAAACCGCAGACAUGGCGAGGAGAUACAAGGCCUGGUUGACAUAUUAUCAGGUGAUGUCAUAUGGAGAGUUACCAAAGAGAAAUUCUGGAUGCGGAGAUAUUGCUUUAGCCAAUGAUGACUCGCAAUUUUUUGAGAACAGAAAGGCCACUGGCACAGAAUCUUCAAAUGUACAAGAAUAUGAAAAGAGAUUGCUAAGUUACCGCAAUAAAAUAAAUCCAUUCAAUUCGAUUCAUUUUGAAAAGGUCCAUCCACUUGAUCCUCAAGGAUACAUAACUCCUAUAACGUCAAAGAAGUCCAAGGUAUCUGAUAUUGUGGAGCUUGAAGACCCUACAGAAGCUCAUACAGAUUCGGAACAAGUUUACAGCGAACCAGAGGCAAGAACCUCAAGUAAAUGUCUUCAAGAUUUGCUGACAGAAUCUCAGUCAGAUACCCCUAUUUCCGAGAAUUCAUACAGUAGCAGUUCAUCAGAUGACGAUGAUUUUGAGGUGUACACAGGUGACACUGGAACCUCGAAGAAAAAAGUAAUAAAAGCAGAUAUUCCUCGGCCACGAAUUUCUAAUCAGAAGCAGGUGGCACCUUGCUCCAAAUUGGGUCCAGAGUUUGCAAUAUCACUGCCUCGUGCUCCUGGAAACCUGGCACAUGAGGAAUACAUCACAAAUUCCUAUACAGAAAGAUGUUACAGAUCAUUCAGUGCUUUUGAGUUAUCCAUCUUGGAACUACGAGAAAUAGAUAGCUUUACUCCAUCAAAAAGCCACGAGGAAGAAGGGCGGCCAGAUCAAAGGAGUUUACACCAACAUGAUCUCCAAACUUUCGAUAAUCUCAAAUCUACAUCUCUGAAGACUUACCACUUCACCCAGAUGGAUCAGAAAAGGAGUAGUAAAAGGAGUAUUAAAAGGAGUAAACAGAAUCAAUAUUUCCCAAGAAAGCCAACUAGAGUUUGUUCGCAUCCUCAAAAUGGUUCUGAAAUUGAAUUUCUGGGAAUACUUGAGAAAGCAAUUUCAAAGCUAUGCUUCUCGGAAGGCUUAGGAAGAUUCGAUGAAGAUCACACAGUGGAAAUUGUAAGAACGUACGAAAUGCUGAGCAAUAAAAGAGGAGUAAAGUACACUCUGGUGAAAGACAUAAUUCUGGAUCAACUGCUAACAGCUAUUUCAACUUCCAAAGAAGUACGAGUUAUCAGGGCAUCAGUUGCCAUACUUUCAACUCUUGCUUCAGUUAAUAAGGGAGUUAUACAAGACAUCAACAAGAAUGGUUUACCUUUGUGCAAUUUAGCAAGUGCUCUAAAAAGAAAUGUGCACGAGGCAGCAGUUCUAAUUUAUCUAAUCAAUCCACCUCCAGCAGCAAUAAAGACUUUGGAACUUCUUCCGACACUUGUGGAGGUUGUGUCCACUUCAAAGAGGUACAAGGGAGGCUUAGCAUCACUUCUGCCAACACCUCCUGCGGCGUCAUUGAUGAUUAUUGAAGUUUUAGUAACUUCAUUUGACUAUGGAACCAAUAACAUGCAUUUGGCUGCAAUUAAUUCACCACGAGUCCUUUCUGGGCUACUGAAUGCUCCAAGAAAUAAUAAUAUGGAAGACUUCACUUCUUUAGCCACCAUUCUUGUGAAAUGCAUGCGGUUUGAUGGGCAAUGCAGAAAAUAUAUUUCAAAAUCUGCUCCUGUGGGACCAUUUCUCUCUCUCCUAAGAAGUAACCAGGAGCGAGCCAAGUUCAUUGCCCUCGAAUUUUUCAACGAAAUCCUUUGCAUGCCAAGGUCAUCAGCCACCAACGUAUUGCGGCAGAUACAAAAAGAAGGAAGCGUCAACAACAUGCAUAUAUUGGCGCUCCUUAUUCAACAAUCAGAACGCGAGUACAAACUUCUGGCCGCAAAUUUGUUGCUUCAUCUAGACAUCCUGGAAGACUCACCAGGUAAGAGUACAUAUACAGAAGAAGCUGUGGAGGCCCUCGCCGAGCCAUUGACCUCUGUAGAGAAUUCUGCUACACAGCAAUUGUCAACAUUUCUUCUAUCAAACCUUGGUGGAACAUAUGCCUGGACAGGGGAACCAUAUACAGUAGCAUGGUUGCUAAAAAAGACAGGUUUGGCCACUCAGCAUCACAGGAAUAUGAUAAGAAACUUCAACUGGUUGGAUCCAACACUACAGGACUCCGCUACAGAUACAUGGUGCGAAAAGAUUGCUAGAAGUGUUACUAAAACAGGAGAGCCUGUAUUUCAUGCUUUGAAGACAGGAUUAAACAGCGAGAUAAAGAAGGUUUCUCGAGAAUGCCUUACAAUCAUUGCAUGGGUUGGAUGCGGAAUUGCAAGAACGCAAGAUAACUUGAGACAUACUGCAUGUGAAAUCUUACUAACUGCGGUUGAGCAAUUUUUGCAUCCUGGAUUGGAGCUUGAAGAAAGACUUUUAGCUUGUCUAUGCAUCUAUAAUUAUGCUUCUGGUAAAGGAAUGCAGAAACUAAUUCAUUUCUCAGAAGGUGUAAAGGAGUCACUUAGAAGGCUUUCGAACAUAACUUGGAUGGCAGAGGAACUACUCAGGGUUGCUAAUUUUUUCCUGCCUAAUAAAUGGCGAAUUUCUUGUGUUCACACACAAGUUCUGGAGGCAACUCAAAACUACAGUGGAGCUGUAACUGCUCUCAUCUACUACAAGGGACAACUUUGCAGUGGAUAUGCAGAUGGUUCAAUUAAGGUAUGGGACAUAAAGGGACAAACAGCUACACUUGUCCUGGACAUGAAGGAGCACAAAAAGGCAGUAACAUGUUUUUCUCUUUUCGAACCAGGGGAUUGCAUGCUGAGUGGAUCUGCAGACAAAACAAUAAGGAUUUGGCAAAUGGUCCGAAGAAAACUGGAGUGCAUUGAAGUAAUAGGAAUGAAGGAAUCAAUUCAGAGUUUAGAUACUUCUGGCCAACUGAUUUUCACAGUUACACAAAGCCAUGAGUUGAAGGUCAUUGAUUCAUCAAGAAAAGCUAGAGACCUUUACAAAUCCAAACCUGUAAAGUGUGUAAGGGUGAUUCAGGGGAAGGUUUAUGUAGGUUGCAUGGAUUCUAGCAUUCAGGAAUUGGCUAUAGAAAACAAUCGGGAACGAGAGAUCAAACCACCAUCAAAGAUUUGGAUGAUACAAAGCAGACCCGUCAAUUCAAUAUCUGUGUAUAAAGAUUGGCUAUAUAGUGCAAGUGCAGUUGUUGAUGGUUCAAAUAUCAAGGAAUGGAGAAGGCAGAGCAAGCCCCAAAUGUCCCUACUGCCUGACAGAGGAACAAAUGUGCUGGCAAUGGAAGUAGUUGAAGACUUCAUAUACUUAAACUGCAGUUCAUCAAGAAGUGUCCUUCAGAUAUGGUUAAGAGGAACACAGCAGAAAGUUGGAAGAUUAUCAGCUGGUAGCAAAAUAACAAGCGUGCUAACAGGCAAUGACGUCGUUUUAUGUGGUACUGAGAGGGGACUAAUCAAGGGUUGGAUCCCCCUCUAGCAGCAGUCUCUCUGAACCCCAAGGUGCCACUGAAGUCUAUUUGAAGUACUAUACAAGUUUUUAUUUAGUGGUCAAUCAUCAAAUAAGCAGCAAAAGUACAUAGAUAUGGAACAUGAGUUUUUGUAACAUACCAAGCCCAAUUUUGGGAAAUCAGUUCCUGUACAUGUAGUUGUACUUCAUACGAGAUUUUAUUCCUUUAUGAAUACAAGAAGACAGUGCAAGCUCCCAUUAAACUAUAAGAAAUUCAACUGCACCCUAAAUUUGAACAGUCCUCGUUCUUCUAUACGUAAUAUCAAAUAUCCGUGAGCACAA
This is a messenger RNA of Rhododendron vialii, 4377 nucleotides long. RefSeq names its product putative E3 ubiquitin-protein ligase LIN. NCBI's taxonomy places the organism in Eukaryota, Viridiplantae, Streptophyta, Magnoliopsida, Ericales, Ericaceae. The transcript is spliced from 18 exons. Gene Ontology annotation, molecular function: protein binding. The record is from RefSeq and is a predicted model, not a curated record. Bases 1 to 4065 code for a protein of 1354 amino acids.